Messenger RNA from Aspergillus caelatus, 2244 nucleotides. RefSeq names its product ankyrin repeat domain-containing protein. The record is from RefSeq and is a predicted model, not a curated record. NCBI's taxonomy places the organism in Eukaryota, Fungi, Ascomycota, Eurotiomycetes, Eurotiales, Aspergillaceae. Gene Ontology annotation, molecular function: protein binding. The coding region runs from base 1 to 2244 and encodes 747 amino acids. The transcript has a single exon.
AUGAAUGAUCGACUCUGGUCGCGACUUCUAAACGAGAAAAUCGCGCAUGAUGUCUUCAAUCACGAACACAUCUCCCGAAUCGUAACUCAUUUACGGUCGGAGUCAACGGCACAGUGCUGUGCAGAAGACUGUAUGCAAGCUAUAAGUGUUGCCCUGGUCUCAUACAAGGGCCGCGCUUGGGUUGCAGAGAACCUGAAAAGCGUCAUGCAUUGGGCGAAGAGUUGCGAUGAGCUCGCUAUCAUGAUAUUAGGGGCUUGGCUUGGGUUGAGAGAUGUUGUGAGGGGACUUCUGGAGGAUGGUGUCCCGGCUGAUCGGAGUCACAAGUACCUGGGCAGUGCCAUGUACGCUGCUGCGUUCAAUGAUGAUGAGCCUUUGGCAGAGAUACUCCUGGACCACGGUGAGGGCGCUUGGAAAAUGGACGGUGCUUAUGGCGAUGCCCUUCAGCUCGCCGCGUAUAAGGGGUCGAAGAAUGUAGCACGACGUCUUUUAGAAGUCCGCAUGCACAGAGAGAAAUCUCCAAAUCCCUUCGGGUAUGGACCGUAUGGCAGCCCUCUGGGAGCAGCGGCUGCGGCGGGAAAUGACGAUAUUGUUAGACUCUGUGUGCAAUGGCAAAGGGAUCUGAGACAGCUAGGUCCUCAUCUACGGAGUCCAUUAUUUUACGCAGCAAGAAGUGGAAGGGCUAGGGUUGCUAAGAUACUUUUGGACAGUGGGGAGAUGAGACCUAACAUGGAUGAUGACUUCAACGAUACCCCGCUAUGUGUCGCUGUGGAGCACAACCACGAAGACGUUGUUUCCGUACUCCUAAGUAGCGACACGGUUAGAGCCGAUUAUCAAGGAGUACGACAUGACAAGCCAACCCCACUCCAAAUCGCGGCCACAAAUGGGUACGCUAAUAUCGUCCGGAUGCUCUUAUGCCGUCGCGAUAUUGAAGUCGGGGGACGGGAAGUGGGGAAACGUCCAAUCUUCAUGGCUGCGCUCAAUGGCCAUACGGAGAUAGCGAAUUUGUUGCUUACGAGGGACGAAAGCCACUAUGUACGACUCUUUCUUCCAUGGGUGGCGUCUCGAGGCCUUGUUGAUAUGGUCAAAAUGGCAUUGGACUCACAAAUAGUCAAUCCAAAUGGGCAUGAUAGGGAGUUCAGGACCGCUCUCCAUCAUGCAGUAGGCCAGGAUCGUGAAGACCUGGUAAGACUACUGCUUCAGUGGAAUGAGACGAGCCCAAAUCUCGAGGAUAGCGUUGGCCGAACCCCACUGAUACUCGCAAUAGAGAGCAGAAACUUACCCAUAUUCCGCCUUCUAUUAGACGAUAAAAGGACUUCUAUUGGCAAGAGCAAUCUUCACGGCAUGACACCAUUGCAUGUUGCAUGUAAACACGGAUAUUUGACGUUUGUGGAAAGUAUACUCGCCCGAGAAGACGUGAACAUAAAUGCCCUCGACGCGGCCUGCCAAACACCACUCUGCUACGCCAUUGACUCCAAUAGCGAUGGCGUAAUACAAUUGUUGCUCGAAAAUAAGAGCACUGAUCAUAGUCAGCCCGAUAACAACCAAGGGAAGACUCCCCUGUACAUGGCCGCCAAGAAUGGUCACUCCAAGCUAGCUGUGAUGCUUAUGCAGAGAUACAAAGCAAGCCCCAACUGCUGGUGUGACGAGUUCCUCGCAACGCCGUUGAUUAUGGCGGCUGCGCGCGGUGAUCUUUACCUAAUAUCCGCCUUGUUAAAAGAAAGCGCAGUGGAUAUCAACGAGCCGAACAAGCUUGGACACACUGCGCUUGGUGUUGCAGCAUCCCACGCUCAAGCAAAAGCUGCCCUCAAGCUUCUUGAGCAACCUGAUGUCGACGUACAUCUCUGGGCUGAAGAUAGGACGACGAUUUUCUUGAUGGCGGCUCAUGGAGGCCACCUGGAUAUCCUGACACACCUGUUAGCAAAGGGUGCUCAUCCAGGUAUCUGCAACAACAUCGGAGAGACACCUAUCUAUGUCGCUUCAGAGAAGGGCCACUAUGAGGCUGUUUUGAUGCUACUAGCGCAGCCAGGUGUAGACCCCAAUCAACCCACUCAUUUUCGGGAAACACCUUUAUCGGUGGCGGCGCGCAGGGGGCACGUAGCUGUGGUGCGUCUAUUACUCGAACAAGGAGGCGUGUGUUUUAACCCGCAGCGUCAGUCAUCUCAGAAACUGCUUUCGAUGGUCACCAACACAGCAAUAGAACAAAUGUUAAUGGACGCUGGUGACAGGUUCGUGGGGGCGCCGUAA